This is a messenger RNA of Drosophila suzukii, 1673 nucleotides long. RefSeq names its product sericin-2. The record is from RefSeq and is a predicted model, not a curated record. NCBI's taxonomy places the organism in Eukaryota, Metazoa, Arthropoda, Insecta, Diptera, Drosophilidae.
CAGUUAGUCUCAGCACAGCCGCAACGGAGUGUGCACGCGCCUUCAGAGCUAGAGUUAAAAUUAAAGUUAACGUCCACGUUAAGGAAAACUGAGCCACAUUUGCCAAUCCAACAACCGCCAAAAGCUUCGAAUCCAAAUCCCAACUAGUUUGCAGUGAAUGCGAAAAUUAAUCUCUUCCAAAUUCGAUUCAAAGUUGUGGCGGCGAACGGAAAAAGCGACAAUCACAAAAGAAACAAGUUGAAAAUUGUCAGUUCAAAAUUGUUGAAAGUGAUCGAUAACGAUAACGAAAAUCGAUAUAAUAAGAAAAUCCCGUUAAGCGGAAAUUAAACUUUCUAGAUCAUCGAAAUAAACUGAUCGUGUGACUUUAAUUGAACAUUAGUAUCGAAAUAAUCAAGAAAACCAUCGAACUGAUAUCGAUAUAAUCGAAAAAACCCAAAGUGACACUGAUAACCUUCAAACUAAAUAUAAACCCAACGUAGCCCAAGUGAAGACAACCGAAAACGACACAAAAAACCCAAAAAUAAAACCAAUUGAAUUUCGAUAAGAUCAUCUCUCCCACUCACACUUUCGUUCACCUGGUCAAAAAUGGAUGCGCCCAAGCAGAUGCAGGACUAUUGGCACAUUCCACGCGCCUCGCUGGCCUCAUCCUCGAGCUCGGCCAUCAGUUCGGCCAGCUCCUCGAAGUCCUCGAACAAAUCGCACUCGAAUCCGCCCACCCUCAACCAGCGCAGUUCGCCCAGCAACAGUAGCAAUAUUAACAACAACAAUAAUAAUAAUAAUAAUACAAGUGCUGCUGUUACGGCGGCGGCAGCGGCGGCGGUACUGGCGGCUGCCAAGCGGGGAUCGAGGAGUUCGCAGGGCUCCAGCGACAGUAACAACAGCACACGGAGCGCUGCUUCCGGCUCACUGCUGCUGACGGCAGCGAAUCUGGAACGCUUCGCCGAGAUUCACAAGAAGCAGGAGCGCCACAACAAGAUGCUGAUGCCCAGCAAUCCCUCGUCGUCCAACUACAAUGCCAACCUAACGCUGGCCAGCGCUGGCAAGGAUGCGGUGAUCGCCAUCGAGGGUCAGCAGCCGGCCGAGGUGGAUCCCAAUUUGCAGUAUGUGAAAACCAAAGACCUGGACACCGUAUCCAUCGCCAGCUCCAUGCACUUCACGAUGGUCAACGGCGAGGGUGGUCCGCCCAAGAAACCGAAGCGCGGUCUCUGCGAUCGGGGACGCCAGGUCACCGUGUUGAUAGUGAGCAUGAGCACCAUCUUUAUGCUGCUCAUCAUGGGCAUGGUCUAUGCGCUGGAGAUGCGCGCCCGCGACAUGCCCAAGAGCUAGGACUCGAUUCCUCUGCCUAGCCAAUUAGUUUAUUAUUUAUUGUAUUGUCUUUGUCCCCAUCAUUAUUAUUAUUAUUAUUAUUAAUAUUGUUAUCGUGUCGUCUUGGCGCUAGUUGUGUAAGCUAUUUAUUAAACGAUUGUUUGGAUGGAGAGUCGAGUCAGUCGAAGCUGGGAAAAUUAAUUAGUAUUAAGCGCGCUAUGCUAUGGAGACAGAGAAACAUACAAGGAACUAGAUCUGGAGCGGAUCGGAUAGUCGCCGUCUGGUAUCGGAUAAUGCUGUACUUUCUGGUUAGCAAUUAAGUUAUUUAUCCCUGUGAUAUGUUUAAUAAAGUGAAUUUUGUAAUUGUA